CUUUCCUUUCCCCGCAGGUGUAGCGCAGGCGGCUGGCGGCGAGGAGGGGGCAACGCAGGAGGAAAGAAACUGGAUGGCUUCUACGGUGAGCCUGGGUAAAGACACAUUGUUGGAAGAUGGAAUGCCACCUGCAAAAAAGCCCAGUGUCUCCAGCUUUUCUGUUAGCUUCCAGUUACUGUCAUUCACGAGACUUCUGGCCCUCCCGACCUGCAAAAUUCAAGGGACUUAGCUGUGCUUCAGAAGUUGUGCUGCGCGGCCUUGGCCUUCCCUGGGACGUCGCACUUCCGUACCGUGUAGCCGUGAGCAUCUGAUACCGACCUGUGGAGCUGGGCUCCGCCUUUAGGGGACACCGAGUUGCCUCUCUUCCGUUUAUCGGAGAACCCUAGUGGACGUGCUGAUGCAAAAUUUAGGCAGUCUUGUCCUUGGUCUGCAUGGGCCGUGACCCAGGACAUCCCUUGGUGUAUGAUGCUGCCAGCUGUGCUGCUUUCCCCUCUUGCAGGAAGCUGCUGCCAAGCCUGAAGACCAAGAAGCCUCGGGAGCUUGUUCUGGUGAUUGGGACAGGAAUUAGCGCAGCGGUCGCUCCCCAAGUCCCAGCACUGAAGUCUUGGAAGGGGUUAAUCCAGGCCCUCCUGGAUGCUGCUAUCGACUUUGAUCUUCUGGAAGAUGAAGAGAGCAAAAGGUUUCAGAAGUGUCUCCACGAAGACAAGAACUUGGUUCACGUUGCCCAUGACCUUAUCCAGAAGCUGUCUCCGCGCACGAGCAAUGUUCGCUCAACAUUUUUCAAAGACUGUUUAUACGAGGUGUUUGAUGACCUGGAAUCUAAAAUGGAAGAUUCUGGCAAGCAGCUGCUUCAGUCUGUGCUUCACCUAAUGGAAAAUGGGGCACUCGUGUUAACCACGAACUUUGAUAACCUGCUGGAACUGUAUGCGGCGCACCAGGGGAAGCAUCUGGAGUCUCUUGACCUGACGGAUGAAAAGAAGGUGCUGGAGUGGGCGCAAGAGAAGAGGAAGCUCAGCGUCCUGCAUAUCCACGGCGUGUACACGAACCCGAGCGGCAUAGUGCUGCACCCGGCCGGGUACCAGAACGUGCUGCGCAACACGGAGGUCAUGCGAGAGAUUCAGAAGCUGUAUGAAAAUAAGUCAUUCCUAUUCUUGGGCUGUGGUUGGACUGUUGAUGACACCACGUUUCAAGCCCUGUUUUUAGAAGCUGUGAAGCACAAGUCAGACCUGGAGCACUUUAUGCUCGUGCGGCGGGGAGACGUGGAUGAGUUCAAGAAGCUCCGCGAGAACAUGCUGGACAAAGGGAUUAAAGUGAUUUCCUAUGGAGAUGACUACGCAGACUUGCCUGAGUACUUCGAGAGGCUGACGAGUGAGAUCGCCAUGCGGGGUCGGACAGGUGUGCUUAAGGAGGGACAGCAGCUGAAUGGCUCCGCCGCUGCCCGCGACGAGAUAAAAGGAUGCAGCACCUGAGCGUCGGCCUUCCCCAGGAGCAGUGCCGCAGAACCUCCCCGGGACGGGACCAGCAGGAGCCAGCAGCUCCGUGGAAGCGUGCGGCCUCCAAGGUCAGUCCAAGGGAGGAGCAAAGCCCCGUCCAGAGCCGCUGCUCUCGCCCACACGCACUGAGACUCGCAGAGACACAUCAGGCACGGGACAGAGGGCCGGGCCGUUUCCUCAGACUGCUGCCUGAUUUAAUGUAGUAACUGUCUUUUUUUUUUUAAUCAAGGGUGCGUUUGCCUGGGGACUGUUUUCUCCCCACCUCAAGUGCAGCCUCCUGUAAUUUCACACUUAGUGCUUUUAUUCUGUACUUUCACUUUAAAAUGAAACUUGAGCUUUUUUUUUUUACUUGAAGCUCUAGUUUUCUAGUCCUUUCUUUGUACUGUACAGUAUUUUGUAUGUUGAAGCUUGUAUUAAAGGCCUGUUCAGCU
Molecule: messenger RNA, 1924 nt
Organism: Cygnus olor (mute swan)
Lineage: Eukaryota; Metazoa; Chordata; Aves; Anseriformes; Anatidae
Gene: SIRAL1
Product: family with sequence similarity 118 member B
Exons: 8
Coding region: 432-1469 (345 amino acids)
Source: RefSeq, a predicted model, not a curated record